CUGCCACUUCAGCUGAUAUUUGGGAACUAACCUCAGAAAUAUUUUUCGUUUCUACAAAUCCAUGGUUUUAGGUAAAUUAAUUUUAGUGAUGUUUCAAAUUAUAGUGAUCUGAUUUAUUCGUUUGUGUACAGUUUAUCGAAAAUUUUGAAAGUAUUUAUUCCGUAAAGAAGUAAAUUGAGUAAAAAUGCUUCGUGUACCUCUUUCGAAAGCGCUACCAAAUGCUGUCAAAGCUGUGUGUUCUCCCAAGAGGGGGAGCACCACUCUGGCUAAAGCCCCAGAAAAAAUUGAAGUGUUCAUUGAUGAUAAAAGUGUUAUGGUAGAACCAGGGACUACAGUUCUUCAGGCUGCGGCAAUGGUUGGUGUAGAAAUACCACGAUUUUGUUACCAUGAGCGUCUUGCUGUCGCUGGAAAUUGCAGAAUGUGUCUUGUUGAAGUUGAAAAAUCUCCUAAGCCUGUAGCUGCUUGUGCAAUGCCAGUCAUGAAAGGAUGGAGGAUCAAAACUAAUUCUGAUAUGACAAAAAAAGCUAGAGAAGGUGUCAUGGAAUUCCUUCUCGUCAACCACCCACUUGAUUGCCCAAUUUGUGACCAAGGUGGUGAAUGUGAUCUUCAAGACCAGAGCAUGGCCUUUGGUUCUGACAGAUCAAGGUUCACUGAUAUUCAGUUUUCUGGAAAGAGAGCUGUGGAAGACAAAGAUGUUGGUCCAUUAAUUAAAACUGUGAUGACAAGGUGUAUUCAUUGCACAAGGUGUAUCAGAUUUGCCUCUGAAGUAGCUGGUAUUGAUGAUCUUGGAACUACAGGACGUGGUUCAGAUAUGCAGAUUGGAACAUAUGUGGAAAAAUUCUUCUUGUCAGAACUGUCUGGAAAUGUUAUUGAUCUGUGCCCAGUGGGAGCGCUUACAUCAAAACCCUAUGCUUUCACGGCCAGACCUUGGGAGACAAGGAAGACUGAGAGCGUUGAUGUCCUGGAUGCCGUAGGUUCGAAUAUUAUUGUUAGUACAAGGACUGGUGAAGUGAUGCGUAUUCUUCCACGCCUUAAUGAGGAAGUAAAUGAAGAGUGGCUCUCUGAUAAAGCUCGCUUUUCAUAUGAUGGCCUUAAAAGGCAAAGGCUGAUUACUCCGAUGUUGAAAGGUCCUGAGGGUGAACUAUUGCCUGUUGAAUGGGAAGAUGCUCUUUCUUUUGCUUCUAAGGCGAUUAGAGAUGCCGGAAGUGAAAUUGGAGUCAUUGCUGGCGGGCAGGCAGAUGCUGAAGCUCUGAUCGCACUUAAAGACCUCAUCAACAAGCUCGGUAGUGAACUAGUUUGCACCGAACGAGCUUUCCCAGACGAUGGAGCUGGUACUGACCUCAGGUCCUCUUACCUGCUUAAUAGCAAAAUAACUGGUAUUGAGGAAGCUGAUGUUGUUCUUCUAAUCGGUACUAAUCCUCGAUUUGAAGCUCCUUUAGUUAAUUCCAGAAUCCGAAAGGCUUGGGUGCAUAAUGAACUUGAAGUAGGACUCAUAGGUCCUUGUGUUAAUCUUACCUAUUCAUUUGAUCACCUUGGAGAAGACCCUAACGUCAUUGAGGAAGUCCUCAGCGGAAAGCACCCCUUCGCAAAGAAGUUGCUGAAUGCAAAAAAACCGCUGAUUAUUUUGGGCUCCCAGCAGUUGGAACGAAAUGAUGGAGUAGCUAUACUCAGUAAGGUGCAGCAAAUGGCCAAGCACUUGUCCUCGAAGAUUGGUAGUGAAUGGAAAGUUCUUAACAUCUUGCAGCAAGUAGCAUCACAGGUUGCUGCUUUGGAUCUAGGCUACAAAGCUGGAGUUGAGAGUUUGAAGGAAUGUCCCCCCAAAGUACUGUUCCUCUUAGGAGCCGAUGAAUGUGCAAUAACCAGGGAUGAUCUACCUCAAUCGACUACUGUAAUUUAUCUGGGAAGUCACGGUGACAAUGGAGCUUCAAUGGCUGAUAUUGUUCUACCAGCGGCUGCCUAUACUGAAAAACAGGCAACUUAUGUUAAUACUGAGGGUCGAGCUCAACAAACACUCGUUGCCGUCACCCCUCCUGGAAUGGCAAGAGAGGACUGGAAAAUUAUCAGAGCUAUUUCCGAGGUAGUUGGUAAAAAACUUCCUUAUGACACCCUGAAUGAAAUAAGAGGCAGAUUAGAACAGGUAUCACCCAACCUGACCAGGUAUGGUGAGGCUGAAGAAGCAAAUUUUUAUGAUCAAGCUGUAGAGCUGUCUAAGGAAGCUUGUAAUAAGUUAGACUGUGAACCAUUAGAAGUAAAGUAUAAAGACCUGGAAGACUAUUAUAUGACAGACCCCAUUAGCAGGGCAUCUACCACUAUGGCGAAAUGCGUACAGGCUGUGCGUAAGCAGAAGGAGUCUAAAUAUUAUGACUCUGGAACUGCUUAAAUCUUUCUAUUGCCAUAUCUCAUGGAAACAUGUUAGACAUGUAGAAUCCUCCACAUAGCUCGAAAAAUACUCACCGCUACUUGCCCUACCUUUUCGAAGAAAAAAAAAAACAUUCAGAUGUACACAGUACUUCAUUUUGAGAAAGAGAAACUCAUGAUUGUGUAUUUUAAGGUUAGGCUUGUUCAUACGUAAUUCGAGCUAGUUCGAAGUGUGGGAAUAUGUAUAUUUAUUGUUUUGUUUCUAUUUCUUCAGCUUUUUUUUUUCCUUUUUUUUUUUACUACUUAGUUCCAUUGUAUUUAUUUUAAUUACAAGAUGAUUUUAAACUUAAAUUGUUUUCUUUAUAAUUUCUUUUUUCUUUUAUAGGGC
Messenger RNA from Nezara viridula (southern green stink bug), 2746 nucleotides. The record is from the annotation of a GenBank genome assembly. Lineage: Eukaryota; Metazoa; Arthropoda; Insecta; Hemiptera; Pentatomidae.